CUUUAGCCAGUUAAGUGUCGGUACAGCGACUGGGCCAACGUCAGGCCUGGUUUCACCACAUUACCCUGCAGUGCUGCCCAGAUGAGAUUACGAAUCCGCGUGAAGCAGAAUCUGGAAGAAACGCGCCGGCGCCACACCCUCCCGCCCGGCCGUCCGCUCGCACUGACAGCCCGCGCGGGUGCGGGGCCCGGGCCUGUGAGCCGGGGGCCGCAGGGGACCCGGCCUGUUGCCCCGCCGCCGCCCCGCCCUCCCCCUGCCCCCCCGAGGCCCGCCCCCAUAGCAGACAACCGAGGCCUAAUCGCCGCCUGGGCUGCGGGGCCUAAAGGAAGGGGCCGGCGCUGAAGAGGGGGCGGCCACGCCGCCACCGCCGCCUCGGCUACUCAGCGAGGCGGCGGCUUCCGCGGCCCCGGACUUCGGCUCUCCCGCUCACGUGCUCCUGAAAGACGGUUUCACUCUCUUACCCUCUGCAAAAUCCUCCUUAACAUGGUUUAAACACCACCCGGCGCCGCCCCGGUGACUCUCCGAACCUUCCGCGGGGCCACUCAGUACUCGGGGGUACGCGUGAGGGAGAGACUGAGCCAGGAAAGGACUGGGAGGAGGUCGGGGUUGAGGCUGUAGCGGCGGCCGCUCGGGCUGCCCCGACUUCCCCACAGCGAGAGGGAGCGCGCGCGAGCGAGCAAAGAAGUAGCCAGCGAGCGCCCGCCCGCCCGCCUGCCGGGCCGCCCCCGUAACUGACAGCUGGGCGGACCCGCCCGCCACCGCCCCGCCCUCCUGGCCUGUCCAUCCGCGGGAGGCGGGGCUGGAAUGGGGCCUGGCCCGCGCCUGCGGCCAAUCGGAAGCGGCGGCGGCGUGGGCGGUUGCGUGACGGACAGGCGGCAGGACGCUGGCGCCGCCGCUCCUUCCGGCGGGCCGGGGGACAACGCGGGCGCCGAGCGCACGCCUGCGCUCUGUCAGAGGACGCGCCCGCGCGCAGACAGCGUACUCUCUAGGGGAACCUGGAGGGGGUCCCUGACCGCGACGCAAGAAGGGGUCUCUGGGCGGGUACCUGCGACGGCACCUCAGAUUACUCUGUAAAAUUUGUCACUGUGACCCCGGCCUUGGCCGUUCCUGAACUGGAUCCUCAUUUCUGCUGGAAGCGCUUGGAAGCAAAGGAGAGAAUCGCAGACACGAUUAACCGGUCUGAUGGGCUUUUUUUAUCCCCUGGUCCAACCCCUGGCGCCUUUCCGUACUCCCUUCCUGCUUCUAAUAUCAGCCAAAGGGAAAGUAAAGAAUCGGAAGAAAGGGUAGGAAGAAACUGGAAUUUGAGUUGGUAAGAGAAGUUUGGGGUUGUCAUCUUUGGACUAUAGCAACAAUAAUGGACUGAUGUCGCCAACAUGUUGCACCAUCUAAAGCCCACGCUUGGCCCAUUCUCCUAGGGAAUUUUAAAUCCUCUUCUGACAAUAGAUGUAUGAAGUGAAUCGACCUUAAUGCGUCUGUUUCAUAGAUUAAGAAAAAAUAAUGAGGUCACAGAUAAACAGUGUGCCAAAACAAGGACGUGGACUUGGAAGUGGACUUGGACCUGACUUCCAGGCACGAUGUUAUUAUUUAAACUCAAAAAUCACAGCUGCGGAAUCCUACCAUUCUGCCAGUAUUCAACAGCUAAGAGGUUCAACUUUACCCUGAGGGGGGGAAAGAGAAGCCUUUAAUAAUGUUUAAGUAGGAAAGGAGAGGAGGAGAAUAAUGCAACUAACCUUGCUGGGGGUGGGAGGGGAGGGUGGGGAUCUGAAGUCUACCAAGCAAUGAAUGGAGCGCUUAUCAGAAAAUACCCACAGACCUUCUGAAAAAAAUGCAGCAAAUCUUAUUUUCAAAUUACUUAAUGUAAAAGUGU
Molecule: messenger RNA, 1867 nt
Organism: Mesoplodon densirostris (Blainville's beaked whale)
Lineage: Eukaryota; Metazoa; Chordata; Mammalia; Artiodactyla; Ziphiidae
Product: actin nucleation-promoting factor WASL-like
Exons: 2
Coding region: 82-342 (86 amino acids)
Source: RefSeq, a predicted model, not a curated record